AUGUCUGACAGCAGUAGUGCAGCAAACGAAGAAACUAUGUAUGCUUUACAGACGGUCGCUCUUGGUAAAGCCAAAGACAGUCUCAAAUACGUCCAGGUACCCAAACCAAAGCUCAGUCCGAGUCAGCCUACAGAUGUACUUAUUCAGGUGAAAGCAGCUGGAAUCAACCCAGUGGAAGCAAAGUUCAGAAUGGGGAAUGUUCCUUCGUUGCUGGUUAAACUGCCUUCAAUUUUCGGUACCGACUAUGCAGGCAUUGUUGUCGCCAAAGGCGAUAAAGUGACGGACCUUGAAGUGGGAGAUGCUGUAUAUGGCUCGCUCUUCACUCCAUGGGGUCCGAAUGGUACUUACGCUGAAUAUAUUAUCGCUAAGUCUGGCUAUGACUCAAUUGUAAAGAAGCCAGAUAAUAUCUCGUUUGAAGAAGCUGCUGCGACUGGAAUAGCAGCUACUACUGCAUACCAAGGGAUUAUCGUGGAUGGACGACUGCCUGAAACCGGAUGUAAGAAGAUCCUUGUAAUUGGUGCAUCCGGUGGUGUUGGAACGUACGGCGUACAAAUAGCAAAAGCCAUUGGUGCGGAAGUGGUAGCCAUUUGCAGCGGCAAGAAUGCCGACUUUGUGCAAAGCUUAGGCGCGGACCGUAUUGUAGAUUACACUGUGGAAGGCAGCCUUGACAAGCUGGAGAAAGAAGAAAAAGAAACUUAUGAUCUGAUAUUGGACUGCAUCGGCGGUGAAGAUUACUACAACAAGUUGGUAUAUACUCUCAAGAAACAAGGCGUGUACAGUUCUGCAGUUGGCCCAGAGAUGCACGUUGGAGCAAACAAAGUGAGCAUGUUGAGUGGAGCAUCCAUGACCUUUAAAACCAUUUCUCAUAAAGUAUUUGGUCCACGGCGAUAUUCCCUUGUCCUGAAAUACCCUUGGAUCCGCUUUGCCAAAGAUCUGCGUCCGUUUUUGGCCAAUGGAUCUGUCAAGAGCAUUGUUCGUGAGGAAAAUAUCGUGGUUCUGAAGGACGGUGUAGAAGCCCACUUGAAAAUCGAGUCGCAUCGUACUGUUGGGAAAAUUGUCCUUCGUGUUUAG
This is a messenger RNA of Zychaea mexicana, 1071 nucleotides long. Its product is annotated as chaperonin 10-like protein. NCBI's taxonomy places the organism in Eukaryota, Fungi, Mucoromycota, Mucoromycetes, Mucorales, Lichtheimiaceae. The record is from RefSeq and is a predicted model, not a curated record. Bases 1 to 1071 code for a protein of 356 amino acids. The transcript has 4 exons. Gene Ontology annotation, molecular function: oxidoreductase activity.